Saccoglossus kowalevskii is the source of this 1737-nucleotide messenger RNA. RefSeq lists its product as uncharacterized. The record is from RefSeq and is a predicted model, not a curated record. NCBI's taxonomy places the organism in Eukaryota, Metazoa, Hemichordata, Enteropneusta, Harrimaniidae. Gene Ontology annotation, molecular function: carbohydrate binding; hydrolase activity, hydrolyzing O-glycosyl compounds. Gene Ontology annotation, biological process: carbohydrate metabolic process.
AUGGCGUGCAGUAUAACCAGUACCAUGGCGCAGCACAAUGCUUCUAGGAUUUUUCUGAUCUGCAUUUUGUUUAUCCUGUCUCACAACACGUUCGUAAACAGUACCUUCAACGUCGAUUAUACGGGAUCCACCCUAACCGUAUCCAUUGGCAACAUUGAGUUGAUACACCAUACUGAGGACUCCCCGUUUUUAUACACUGGAAACGCCGAAGCCGACAUCGAUGAACUCCACGGCAAUUUUAAAAUCGAUGAGUAUCUGAUUGAGAGAAUUGCAUUAACAGACUUUGUCGUCCACAGCGAAAUUCCAGAAUAUAUUGUGUCGUUUUCAAGAAACGGGGAAUAUGCGACCAACGUCACGUUUAGCAAUGAAAACAAUGUUGUGAGGUUCAUGCAAACACCACCAGGAAUUAACCGUUACUGGGUUAGAUUUGUAGCAGAAGACGAUGAGCACGUCUACGGCGGAGGUGAGCAGUUCUCUUACUUUGAUCUCCGUGGCAACGAAUUUCCUUUGUGGACGAGAGAACAAGGAGUUGGUCGAAACAAGAGUACUAUCACGACGUUCAACGCAGACAACACCGACGGGGGCGGGGGUGACUACCACACGACGUACUUCCCGCAACCUACAUUCGUAUCCUCUCGCAAGUACUACUGCCACUUCAGCACGACCGUGUACUCGGUGUUGAAUUUCAUACCGCGCGAUUUUCACGAAGUUGAAAUAUGGAGCGCGGAGCCCGGGGAAAUUUAUUUCGACAUUGCGGACACGAUGCUAGAAUUAGUCCAAAAACUUGGUGGAUUUCUGGGACGACAACCGGAGCUGCCCGAGUGGAUAUACAGAGGGGCGACUCUCGGCGUACAAGGGGGUACCGACGCGAUGCUGGCAUACGUUGACCAAGCCAAGGAGUAUGAUAUUGAACUAAGUGCGAUGUGGAUUCAAGAUUGGGCUGGUCGGAUUACAACUUCUUUUGGAUCUAGAAUAUUCUGGAACUGGAAGUGGAACGAAGAACAUUAUCCCAAUCUGAGAGAGGAAAUACAAAAUCUAAAAAACGAAGGAAUUGGCGUGUUAACAUAUGUAAAUCCGUACUUAAACAUAGAGGGCGAUCUUUUCAAAGAAGGCGACGCUCUUGGGUACUUCGUAAAGAACACUGCCGGUGAUACUUAUGUCGCUGAUUUUGGAGAAUUUUUCUGUGGAACUCUCGACUUUACUAAUCCCGAUGCCUAUGAAUGGUAUAAAAACGAGAUUAUUAUCAAAAAUAUGAUCGAGUUGGGAUUGUCAGGAUGGAUGGCGGAUUUCGGGGAGUACCUACCAGUUAAAGAUGUUGUUCUCCAUAGCGGGGAGAGCGCCGAAGUGAUGCACAACGCCUGGCCUGCUCUCUGGGCCAAGAUGAACAGAGAAGCUGUAGAAGAAAGUGGCAAGUUAGGGGAAAUAGUGUACUGGAUGAGGGCGGGCUACACAGGUUCUCAGCAAUAUAGCACAAUAAUGUGGGCCGGCGACCAGUUUGUAGAUUUCAGUCGUAGUGAUGGUCUCCCGUCCACCAUCCCAGCAGCUUUGUCGAUGUCGAUGAUUGGCUGUGGAAUGACCCAUUUCGAUAUUGGUGGUUAUACCGCCCUUUACGGCUAUAGUCGAUCAGAAGAGCUGCUCCUUCGUUCGGCAGAGAUGGCGGUAUUCACCCCCAUGAUGAGAACGCACGAAGGAAACCGCCCAAAAGAAAACUGGCAUAUCAGAGAACGUCAACAGUAG